GAAUAAAUAGCCAUCUCAUACUCUAGGAUUCAGCAGCUUCAUUUAGUCCCUAAGUCUCCUCUAUCUACCGUCAAUAUCCAACAAUCCAUACUCUGAAAAUGACGACAGGCGGCUGCUUCUGCGGAAACAUCCAAGUUGAGUUUAGCGGCGAGCCUGUGAUAGUCGCUAUAUGUCACUGCCACGACUGUCGCAAAAUCACCGGCACUUUGUAUUCCUACAAUUUUGUGUUCAAAAGUGAUAGCUUCAAAAUAUCAGGGAGUCCCAAAGAGCUACCGAAGACAUGCGACAGCGGAGGUCGGAUCAUGAACCACUUCUGUGGGGACUGUGGUACGCCCCUUUACGGACACAAAGUAAACGCCGAUGGAAGUGCGGGUGAACUCAAGAUCGUGCGUGCUGGUAUCUUCGAUGACGAGACAGUGAAUAAGUAUAAGCCAGGACAUGAAGUAUACACCGGAAGACGGGUAUGUUGGCUUGAUCCUGCUGAUGGAGCUGAGCAGUUCGAGGGGAUGGCGCCUCUGUGAGGCCUUAUGAUGCUGGGAUGGGUAGCUUACGAGAGGUUCAUUUUCCUAAUUUAAUGAUAGAGAACGUUAGCUUUAGACAAUAA
Molecule: messenger RNA, 604 nt
Organism: Aspergillus welwitschiae
Lineage: Eukaryota; Fungi; Ascomycota; Eurotiomycetes; Eurotiales; Aspergillaceae
Product: GFA family protein
Exons: 3
Coding region: 99-521 (140 amino acids)
Molecular function (GO): carbon-sulfur lyase activity
Source: RefSeq, a predicted model, not a curated record